This is a messenger RNA of Hemiscyllium ocellatum (epaulette shark), 1191 nucleotides long. RefSeq names its product WD repeat domain 45 (gene wdr45). The annotation marks the transcript as partial. The record is from RefSeq and is a predicted model, not a curated record. Gene Ontology annotation, cellular component: cytosol; extrinsic component of membrane; phagophore assembly site membrane. Gene Ontology annotation, biological process: protein localization to phagophore assembly site; nucleophagy; autophagy of mitochondrion. NCBI's taxonomy places the organism in Eukaryota, Metazoa, Chordata, Chondrichthyes, Orectolobiformes, Hemiscylliidae. Gene Ontology annotation, molecular function: phosphatidylinositol-3-phosphate binding; protein binding; phosphatidylinositol-3,5-bisphosphate binding. The transcript has 7 exons.
GAUCAUUAUUGUCGUGUGUCACCGGAUCUACGUAUACACCUUCCCGGACAAUCCCACCAAACUGUUUGAGUUUGAUACCCGGGAGAAUCCGAAAGGGCUGUGUGACCUGUGUCCGAGUCUGGAGAAACAGCUGCUGGUGUUUCCGGGGCACAAGUGUGGGAGCCUGCAACUGGUGGAUCUGUCUAACACGAAGCCGGGCACAUCCUCUGCCCCAUUCACGGUGAAUGCCCAUCAGAGUGAGAUCGCCUGCAUCGCCCUCAACCAGCAGGGCACCGUCGUGGCAUCAGCCUCCCGCAAGGGCACGCUGAUCCGAUUGUUCGAUACCCAAACUAAGGAGAAGCUGGUGGAGCUGAGGAGGGGCACAGACCCUGCCACCCUGUACUGCAUCAACUUCAGUUAUGAGUCGUCUUUUCUCUGUGCGUCAAGUGACAAGGGAACGGUUCACAUCUUCGCCCUCAAGGACACCAAACUUAACCGGAGAUCAGCGUUGGCUCGAGUGGGCAAGGUGGGCCCGGUGAUUGGGCAGUACGUGGAUUCCCAGUGGAGCCUGGCGAGUUUCACCGUCCCUGCGGAGUGCGCCUGUAUCUGCGCCUUCGGGAAAAACACAUCCAAGAACGUCAACUCAGUCAUCGCGAUCUGUGUCGAUGGCACCUUCCAUAAGUAUGUCUUCACCCCCGAGGGGAACUGUAACCGAGAGGCGUUUGAUGUUUACCUCGAUAUCUGUGACGAUGACGACUUCUGAAACACCAGCGCGACCCCUUCCCCCCGACAUUCACCUCCUUCCACCCUCCCACACUCAUCACCCUCACCCCCACCCCCUCUCAGUGUAGAGGGAGCUUUACUCUGUAUCUAACCCCGUGCUGUCCCUGUCCCUGGGAGUGUUUGAUGGGGGGACAGUGUAGAGGGAGCUUUACUCUGUAUCUAACCCCGUGCUGUCCCUGUCCCUGGGAGUGUUUGAUGGGGGACAGUGUAGAGGGAGCUUUACGCUGUAUCUAACCCCGUGCUGUCCCUGUCCCUGGGAGUGUUUGAUGGGGGACAGUGUAGAGGGAGCUUUACUCUGUAUCUAACCCGUGCUGUCCCUGUCCCUGGGAGUGUUUGAUGGGGGGGACAGUGUAGAGGGAGCUGGGAGUGUUUAGUUCUGUCUCUGUUGAAUUGUGAUUUUAAAUAAAUGUUGACGGUUGUUGUAGAUAA